This is a messenger RNA of Aedes aegypti (yellow fever mosquito), 5437 nucleotides long. RefSeq lists its product as uncharacterized. Lineage: Eukaryota; Metazoa; Arthropoda; Insecta; Diptera; Culicidae. The transcript is spliced from 11 exons. The coding region runs from base 1120 to 5016 and encodes 1298 amino acids. The record is from RefSeq and is a predicted model, not a curated record.
CAGUCAGUCAGUCGUUUUCCAGAAACCGUUGAGAAAAGUGCAUUCGGAAGAUAGUCGCUGUUUACGCGCGCGUUUCUUCAAUCCGCUGGGGUCGUUUUUUUCCCAGUAUCCUUUGGAACUUUGAGAAGUUUUUGUGAAGUUAUAAGAAAACGUGAUUGUUUUGUUCUAAUGCUAAUUGCUAAACGCAAUCGUAUUGUGAAAGAUCUGUGUUUUCGUGAUAAAAGGUGAAGGUAUUCUUCGUGAGGAAAAAAACACCAUCGAGUACACACGCACCCAAUCGCAUAGGGGAGUGUAGGCAGGUAGCCACUCGUCAUCGAAACGUGCAGUAAAAGGAAGUUCCAUCCGGGGGAAAAGCUUCCUCAGCUCGGCCUCAGAGAAGCCCUGAAGAAAGCUGAUGAUUUGGAUGAAGACUUUGCUGGGGGCGUGUGGUAAUGAAUAUUGAUUGAAUUAAUUACAAAUUAAAUGGAAUAAAAGUUUCGGCCGGAGAAGGUGCACUAUUGGUGCAGUAAAGGCAAAGGCAAUUUUGUGUUACUGGGAGAAAAGAGUGUAUGAUAUUGUGUAACUGGUUGUUAAUAGAGUUUUACGGUAGAGUUACUCUUCAGAGUGGGAAGUGACGUGUGACAGUGCCAAGACGAAAAAGGGGACUUGGAAUACACGACCGUGGCAGCUGGCAGAAAGGACGAACAAUAAACGCGAAAGUGUGUGUGCCUGAUAGUUCAAUCCCUCGAGUAAUGGUGGUGGUGGUGGUGGUUCAUUCAACUUGACCCGGAGAAUGACCGUUUCUUACUGACGACCCACCCUAUAUGGUAAACUGGAGGACAACCGUGUCCGCAGUUCGUCGUCAUCUUGAAGUGUUCACCGCGCUCGAAAGCUACAAUCCAACGACCACCGACUGAUGCUGCUGACGAUGCAAAUCGCCUAGGUCAAUCGCCGGCGAAUUACUGUAGCUACUGCUGAUGAUGAUGCCGAAUCCGAUUCCAAAGAGAUUGCACUGAUAAAACACACCAUCCUCCGAAGAUGUAAACUGGAGCCACAAAACUCCACUGGUAAAACCCAAUCUGUGAUUCCCGAUAGACGACAACCAACCGACCUAGACCUUACCGGACGACACCGAACGCCAUGGACACCAUCCAGGAAGUGACCACCAAACAGACAACGGAUGCCGGCGACGGUGCCGAAGAAGUGGACCAGCUCAAGGUGCCGGCCAUCGCGACGGACAAUGACACGACAAAAUCCUCGCAGGAUUCGUCCUUCACGGUGACCGAGUACAACUGCUCUUCACUGGUGGGGGAUGGCGAUAAUGCUGGGUCGGAAACUGUGGCUGCAAUGACGGCCGAAAUUAUCGAGCUUAUCAACGAUGGUAGUCUUCCGGAGAAGGAGGUUGUUGACGCUGACGCAGUCAGGGUGCUAAAUGGGGGCGAUGGAAGUGAUAGCGGGGUCGAAUUCGGCGGUAUCAGUGGUUCGUUGAACGAAACCGGGAUACUGCAGCGAGCUUUGAGUAAUAAUAGCGCCGGAUAUGCUAGCAGUUGUUGUGGACUGGAGGAAGGAAAUGGAGUUAGUGUUUCGUGUAAUUCCAGUAUGAUUAGUUAUAGCUCGGACGCGUAUGAUAAGACUGGAAGUACUAUUCUGCUCGGUGGUAGUAGAUUGAGUAACGACUACUGCGCAAGUGAAGGAGGUAGUGAAAGCUCGUCGGUAACGGGUGGCCCGGUGAGUUCGCUAAGAAAGUCGGGUAGUACCACUAAGAAGAAAGUAGCAAUGAAGGAGCCGUUAACUACCAGAUCUCCAAGAAAGUCGGCAGAUACUAGUUCUAUGGUCAGAAGUAGUUCGAGAUCCAGAGCGUCAUCCCUGGGACGAUCGGUUUCAUUGAAUUUGAAAACGCCUCCAACCUCGGCGUUAAAUGUCCGAGAAAGAGCCCGGUCUCGGGAGAAAAUCACCGCUUCCAAUGUUGCUAUUGGUAAAACUGUAGCAGCGGCAAAGCCAGUGCCACAAACGAGACGUCCGGCGAAGCCUGAUUCAUUGCCAACCGGCAUCAAAGAUGGAUCGCCUGCCUUACAAAGGGUCAGCGUAUCAAGAACGCCUUCUGUAACACGAGGUAGAACACCACUCGGAACUCCAACGGAUGAUGGCCGUUGGCCUUCGGUAGGUGGUAAGGGUAACACAACUCCUCGAAAUUCUGGUCGAGCCACUUCAGUGGCCCCAGAGGCACUCACGAUUAAAACUCGUGUCGGAACGAUAGCGUUGGAAGCGAAGGCAAGUUGUCCGCUGGACAAAUACGGCACUCUCCCACGACGGGCCAAAGAACGGUCUGCAGAGGAUUUGAAAGGGUCGAGUUCUCGCAGUGCGUCCGCUACUCGUGAUUCAAACCGAAUGACUUCCUCGCUCAUUAAAAAGCUACCAUCAUCCAAACAGGAAACCCCCACCAGAACCAUGCCAAGCUAUCCGAGAUUAGUGGGUGUGACCAAAAAGCUAGUCCAGAAAACCAAGAUCUAUCAUGAAACCAGCGUUCAAACGGCAAUCACCUGCAAGGAUGUGGAAGAUGCCUUCAACGGUCAUGCCAAAGAUAUCAAGAUAGAAGCGGUUGAAAUGUGCCACAAACAUACCCAGUCAGAUAUCCGUGACAAAGAGAUGGAAAAGUUAGAGGAGAAAGUCAAGAAGCUGACAGCGGAGUAUUCGACUUUGAUGACCAAGCACUCGGAGAAGAGCCAACUGGUGACGGCGCUGGAGCAAAAGCUACUGAAAGAACGCGAAGAAAAGUUGGCCGCCCAAAAGGAACUGCAGUGCAACAGCGAGCGAGUCUUGGGAAUGCUUGAAUCCGUUCAUGGGGUCCCAAUCGAGACGGGCGAAGAUUGCGACAGUCUGUUGAUUCUGGAGUCACAACUGCAACAGUCCGGAACGGUUCUCGAGAAGAAGCAGGCGGAAAUCUCCAAGCUGAAGAGCAUUUGCCGUGCGCUUCAGAACGAUAUGGAGCGCUCGCUGAAAAACCAAGAGGAACUUUUGAGACAGAAGACUGAACUGGAGGAGGAAUCGUGCGAGAUGCAGGACUUCCUCCAGGCCGAGAAAGCAUCCUGCAUGGAUGCGCUGAAGGACGCCGAGCUGGAGAUAUCCCAACUGAAGCAAUCGCUGGCGCAGCGGGAGAGCGAAAUCGACCGGCAGCAGGACGAGUGCCGGCAUCUGGUGCGAAUUGGGGAACAGAGAAGACAAGAGUUUCUCGGGAUGCAGGCCAAGUACAAUGCACUAGAAAGUAGAUCGAAAGAUAUACUCAUUCAGCAGGGUGCCGCUGUUUCCGGAGCAUCUGUGGCGUUAUCUGGCCUAGGUUCAAGGCUAGAUCAUCUGGUGGAGCAACUGAUUGCAUCGUACAAUAUUUCCGAGCAGGAUUUGGAGGACGUAAUUUACCACAACGAAGCGUAUACGAAUAGCAGCAGUGGCGACGGUAGUCCAGAAUCCGAACAACCAGGUAGCACCAAUCAGAACGGUCUUCAGAAGCAACAGCAAGAUUCCCCGCAGAAAUCCUGCAAGAGUGAUACUCCGUUGUCUCCUCAGCGGGGCCAAUCGUUCAUAGCUGCCGUUAUUAGUGCGAUUAAGAAUGCUACCAGCAAGACUGCAGCACUUAAAUCCAGUGCGUCAGCUGCUGCUUCCCGCGAGAAGAGGGACAUUUGCGGUCACGAAUCCGACUCGACGGAGAUGCUCGACUCCGAAACCGAACCGUGCCUGAUGAUGGACAACGUGCUGGAGGACGUCACGAUGCCGGAUUCCCACUCGCACAACAUGGUGUCAUCGUCGACGCGCAUUUCCCAAAUCGAGAUGCCAUCGUCGCUGGAAAGCGGUGCCAACAUGAUGAUCUCCCACGACGAAUCGCUGGACAAUUUGUCGCAGGCGAUCACCAACCGGCAGCAGAUCGAGCUGCAGUCCAGUAUUAUUGCCAGUGGGCGGUCGCCACGGUUCCGACGUUCGUGUAGCGGUUCGGAACAGCGGGGUGGAGCCGAUCAUACCUCUGCCAGCCACAGCUCAUCGCUGGAGGACGACGAGAACAGCUGCUGUGCCGAGGGGGCUUCCAUGGGUGAGAUGCCAUCGAUCUGCGAGUAUUGCAACGCUCAAUCGCUGGUCGACCAGGUGAUCGAUGUGGACAAUCUGAUCACCAAGUUGCUGAAAGUGUUGCGAAUCGUGCAGAUGGACAACGAUCAUUGCAUUCAGGAGCUGGUUUGUCACAAAAACAAGUUGGCAUUAACCAACGAGGAGAUACAGGAUCGCGUGAAAGAGUACGAAGAGUUGAAUGAAAAGCUGAAAGAUGAUCUCAAGGACGCCUCGCAACAGUUGGUGACACGUGGUACCGAGCUAGUCAAGAGCAAAGCCGAACUGCAAUCCCACCGGAUGGAGAUUGAUAAACUCAACGAAGACAUCUGCCAGCUGAGCACGCUGUGCAGCAAUAGCCAGAAUAGCAACAAUACAGUCUCAACCGGUGGCCUGGUGAUCAAUCGGGAAGAUAUCAUCAGUGCCCUCAAACUGUGGAACGACGUCGACUCGAUUCCAGAGCCGGACCUCAUUCAACACGUGGUUCAAGCCUGCAAUGAGAUUCCCAAACUGAAGGCUCGUCUACGGGAGAAGGAACAGCAGGUGGCCGCCAUGAUGGGCGGUAGUGGAGGGGCAAGCUUGGUGAUGACGGCUAGCUGGCACCAGGCGCUGAACGAAACCAAGCGGCAGUACGAAGCGAUUGAUCGAGCCUUAGAAACGCUUCACAGCGUACAAUCGGUGGUGGAGCAAUCGCCCGCCCUGAUGCAGCUGCAACGUGAUCUAGAAGAAACCAACUUCCAAGCGAUCUCGCUGGUGUCCCUGCCGGCACAUCUGAUGGCGCCGCAUCACCUCCAUCAGAAUGGAAACCUGGGGGCCUCUACGGCCAAUGGUACGGGAGAUGGCAGUAUCGACCUGAACGCGAACCAGACCAACGGAAAUAGCAACGGUUCGGUGGCGGUAGCAGGACUGCAGCUCAACCAACCGGAUUUUAUCGAUUCGACGGCAUAACGAUAGAACAGCCGAACGAAGUGAGGGUCACUGUCGAAGAUUUUUCCUGUUUUCUGAUUAUUAGAUAGUGAGAUAGAGUUUUUGCUCGUAGGUUUGUGUGUUUCAAAGUGAACGAGAUAUUGUGAUCAUUAAGCUAUAAAUAUUUAGUAACAUAAACUAUUCGUUAGGAUUGGGACAGUUUCAUUAGCCAAAACAAAAUCGCGAUCCGGAUAGUUCAUAUUGAGUAGAUAAAGGAAAAUCUGAACUAGGAUAAUAAGCAAAAACAAACCUUACAAAAUGUAGUAUUUUCAUGUUUCCUUGUUAUGCAUAAGAUAGUGUCCAAAGUAGCGAAAAUGAUGUUUCAACUAAACAAUUAUAUGCUAGGAUUAUGUGUAGAGCGCGCACAGGUCGGCGCGAUAGGAUGAUAGAAUAAAUUUUAAAG